GAAAUUAAGUGAAAUAAAUCAUGGCGGCUAUGUAAAUGUUGAUGAGGUGCUGUGGAAUUCUCGUUUGACAGGAAAGCUUGUGCAACAUUUAUUAAGUUGCCAUGAAACGAAGUAAAUCUGAUGGUGCUAUACUGCGACCUACGGAUGAGAGAACCCCAAUACUUUCUGUACAAGGAAAUCCUAAUGCUUCUCCGGAUAGAGUGAGUCUUGCAUCCAGCCGCACUAGCAGCGUUUCGUUUUCAAAGUAAGUGAUUUAUUAUUGCGUUACUUUGAUUUGUACUGGUUUUCACUAUUAUUUAGUAGAGCCUUGAAGUUAGGAAAGUAUAAAUAACUAAGAUUAUGUCGUGCACUGAGCCACAAUCUGCUGAUGCACAUGAGCUGUCGUCAUAAGAUAAUUAUUAAAAAAGCUUUUUGUUUUUAGCGAUUCAAGUUUUAAGCUUAAACUGGAUAAACUUACAUAUUUUGGUUAACAAUUACGAAAGCAUCCCUUCAACACGACCAAGGGUGUCGUUAACUCUCUUUAGUUUGGAAGGUAUAUGAGUAGUAUCAAUAAUUUCCUCGUCGGCGCAGACCUGUCGUUUCACUGAGACUAAAAAUAAAAUUCUAAACCGAUCAGGGACAUUCGCGCAGUCGCCUACUUCAAGACGAAAAAAAGAAUAGCCGGUCAUUAGCCAGUUAAGUCUAGAUCGUUUAAAUCAAUUCAAAUUACCUGUAAAAUGAAAUUAAGUUUGUUGAGAAGAACCUGCAAUAAUUUUAACCCAGUAAUUUUUUGCCCGUUCUCACGUAAUAACGUAAUCUGAUAUCUACAGUUCGCAGCUUGGAAGGUGAGGCGAAAAGGGGUGUACAGUGGGUUUGGCUCGGUCAAGCCCGCAUAGACUACAGUCAAAUGCAGAUCACGAGGAAAGCUUGUAGGAAUAUUGUCCUUCUUGGGCGGCAAGAAAAGGAUCUGCAAAAUUAUACUGACCAAUACAAAAUUUUAUAAGUCAAUAAUUUUUUUUUGCUGUAAUAUUGGGUCCCAGGUUAUCCCACAUAAAAUGCUACUGUCUGUGAUGUUUUUUUAAAAAAAUAUUGGGUGUUUAAUGAAAACUAAGACCUUUGGGUGUCUAGAAAACUCAGGCUUUGAUGACAGAUUUUGACCACAUUAUGCUGGGUUGACUGCUCCACAGUUUGACCAGAAAAUGGAUUCUGCCUUCAACACACAUACAGUUAACUCUUGCCUUGCAGGCACCCUGCUAUAACGGACACCCCGAUAAUAUGGACAGCAGCUAAAUCUCAAGCAAAAAUGAAUUACACAUGUUUGACUGGUAUAAACUCCUGCUAUGAGGGACUCUCACUAAUGAGGGCACUAACUCAACAAGUCUGCAAGACAAUGCAUCUAUUUAACGUGAGAGAUCCCAACUUGGGUACGGAACACAAGUGUGGGCCCCUCGAUCGAUUGAACUGGAUUGCAAGAUGGAGCGGAUUCAGUGUCGAGCUUCAAAAUACAUCAUCAAUCUUCCAUUUCAUUGUCAACAAUCAUAUAAGGAUAGCUUAUGCAAAAACCUGCUUCUCCUGACAUACUGGCAUGAAUAUCUUGACGUGGUAUUCCUCUUUAAGGCUGUAACUGCAGGGCAAGUUGAAAAUAAUCCAACUGUCACUCCUCCGAUAGGCGCUCCAACAAGAACCACUAGAUACACUAGCAAUUUGGAUAUCACUUUAUUUUUAAUCAGGUCCUGUAAAAGAACCUUUCAAAGAUCGUUCUUUAACAGAACUGGUAGAAUAUGGAAUGCUCUUGCUGCUGACCUUGGGCUAUCUGUUGCUUGUUCUGAUGACCCUGAUGACCCUUGCUCUUUCAAAUCUCUGUGCCUUUCCUGUAACACGGCCCAUAAUUUAGGAUUGAACAUCACCUGUUGUUUUUAAUAGAUAGUAUUGUAGUCUUUUACCUGUUUUUAGUGAUCUGUGUCUUGGGCCUGCAGUAAUUGGCACUCGCUAUUGCGGUGUCCCCGCCUGUACUCCUGUGAAUAUAUGUACACUUUUUUUGUGGUGUCACUUAUCUUAUUGUUUAGCAAAAAUAAUAAAAUAAAAUAAAACUCAAGGUCCCUCCAGUGUCUCCUAUCAAGGGAGUUGACUGUACACUAUAGUUUGGAAUUCAUUCCUUUGUUAUUACUAUUAUUUUUUAUAGUUUACAAAAUCAAGAUGAGGUCACCAGAAAGAAUGCAAUGGAUUCUAGGAGUGGGUCUGUUGUUACAGCUGGUGAUGAGCAAUACAACGACAUUCCCAAGAGGAAACCGUUUCAUUAUAACUCACUAAGAGAUCAGUUGCAGACGUCACAUGAUCGAGACAUGGCUGCGAAAUAUCACCGUUAUAGAUACAUCUCCAAACUUUCAGGGCACAGUGUGGUGAGAAAUAUAAAUACUUCAAUCUUUUCACUUACAUAAUGGACUAAUAAGAAAUAUACUAAAAACUGAAAAACACUUCGAAGCCGACUUACCACCCAAGUAUGAUGAAACUGGAAAUAAAAUAUUAGGUACAACAAAGACAUGUUCAAAACAAAAAAUCUGAAUUUUUUUUGAGCAUUUUUUUGUUGUACCUAAUGUAUUAAUUUCAUUUCUAAUUGAAAAGACAGUAAUUCCAAAUGUGUUGCGCCUGAGUAUACCCUUUUAUUAGCUUGAUCCUCAACCCCGCCCCGCUGGAAAUUCACGGUGAGGUUUCUGCGGUAUAGAUAUUAUUGGAACCACACAAUUUUUAUUUUGUAGGAUAUUGAAAAACAAAUAGAACUACUUGAAAGUGCUGCUGAAGAGGUUUUAUUUUUAAUAAAUAUGGCCACUCACACAAUAUUUGUUCCUGGCACGGACUGUAUGAAGAAGUUUUGCCAAAAUAUUUUUCUUAAAAAAAUUUGAUUGUCAAGAAAAAAUUGUGAUUGUCUGGAAACAAAGAUCGCGAUCAAGUUGGUAUGCCCAAAAUUAACAUAUCCUUUAAAUGAAAGUGAGAUGAAAAGGAACAAAGGCAAGAAGGAAAAUUAUUGUGUAGUUACAUUAACAUGUAUAAGACUGAAUUUCAGAUGACUUGAAGUGGAUUUUGCAGGAGCAUUGAUCAUGAUUCCAGAUUGUGGGGUUAUGAUUGAUUAUGAAGAAGUAUAAUUUUAUAUAGGUCUUCUUGUGUGCUUACAACAUUAAUUGCAAGACAUGUAUUAUUCAUGUGCGUAAUCUUUUUGUUCUAGAUUAUUCCAAGUCACAUGCUUCCUCCAAAUUUAUUCCUUAUUUUUCCGAAGAAAACAGAUGAGAAACAGAGCAGUCUUAUUACAAUGUAAGUAACAUUACUCAUUUCAACUAAUUUACUAUCUAUAUGUGCAGGUAGGUUUCAACAUUACUGCAAAACACAAAAUAUUAAAUUCCAGACUUUUUGGUUUGGUGCUAAUAAUUUUGAGGGUGGUACUCAUUUUAAAGGAACGAAAACCCAGCAACAUUUUAACAGCCAACUGCUCCUUUUUCCCACGUACAUGUGCAAGAAUGCAUGUUGCUUGAAUAUGACAAUUGUUUACGUGACUGUACAGUUGCCAAAAUUACAGUUGACUCCCGGUAACUCAAACCCUCCAUAACUCGAACCUCCCGCUAACUCGAGGCAAUUUUGAUUUCCCUUCAGGUCGUUUUCUAUAUACCGGUAAUUUUACCCUUGAUAACUCGAACUCCCGAUAACUUGAACUUUUUUCUAUUUCCCUUAUUUUAAGGUUUGAAUUAUCGAGAGUCAACUGUAUGUAACCUCGGGUAAUGGAUGAUUUUUAAGAGCAAUGUAAAACUGUGUCCCACAUUAUUGUGGUUGUUGUUACCAUUUUUUUCAAAGCAAUGUAAACUAUUAUACAAAUCACUAAUUUUUUAUUAUUAGAUCUGGGUUUUGUGAUAUCUGGAACAGUCAUGUUUUUGGCUGUUAACCCUUACCUUGACCUAUAUAUGGCUUAUUCCAUACAUUACAAAAACCCCGAUCCAAUAGUUAUUUAUACAGUGUAUAUUUUAUUUUUCAAACUGCAGUUUUUCUGUCUGGAAUACAAUGAUGGGCACCUCAUUGUUAAGUAUACCAUGGGCAAUAGAGCAGGUAUGUGAAUUUUAACACCUCAUUUCUCUGCAGUUUGUACCUUAGAGCAAUGUAGCUAUGAUCUGAGUAGUUACAAGUCUAGAGUAUUUAUCCCUAGAUAUCAUCCUCGGAGACCCAGGGGCAGAUAGUGGGGGCGAGGGAAAGUCUAAACGGGCGGAAAAAUAUAGCACGAAGAAAAGUAAAGAACGGCGAGAAGAGCCCCUGGGGACAAUGUCUUACCAGACCAGUUCCAAACUGUCGUGGUCGUGCUGGCUUCUAAUUGGUGCCAGAAAACUUUUGCGUUUUUCUGCCCAAUCAGAAGGCAGAACGGCGGCAACCGUUUGGAACUGGUCUGGUAAGACAUUGUCCCCAGGGGCUCUUCUCGCCGUUCUUUUCUUUUCUUCUCUUCGUGCCAUAUUUUCCCGCCUGUUUAGACUUUCCCUCGCCCCCACUAUCUGCCCCUGGGUCUCCCAGGAUGCACUAGAUAUAUUAAAUUGCGUUGUUCCGAAAAAUAUCAACACUCCACCCAUGGCAGGUUUUUAGGUUUAAACCUCACCUCCCUCAUACUUUUUCUGCAAAACAUUUGGUGACCUACUUUCCUUCACAAUUUCCAGUGACCCCCCAUGGGGUAUGGAUGGAUAUUUUCUGAAACAGCAGAUAUUUUUCAAAGUUAUUUAUAAUAAUAUGAUCCCGUACCAAGGAAAUUGAAACAGUUGUAUAUAAUAGCACAAUUAAACUAGCAACACUCAUCUCUUUGUGCCAUUGCAGGCUGGCUUUGCUCUUGCAUUAAUUCUGAUGGUACUGAUGGCUGGAUUAUGUCUUUACAGUUGUUAUUUGAUCCUUAAAACUGCUGAGGAUUCAAGUAAGUACUCAAUCAAUUGCCCUGUUUUUUUUUUUGGAACUGUAGAAUUUGAUUACCACUCUCUGAAGUUAUAAAACUUUGCAGAGUGAUUCCAGUUGAGAAAACAUACCCCCACCCCUCCCCCUUGAAAUCCUUUGAAUCUUUAAUCCUUUUAAUCAGUAUGAUUAACAUUUGGUGUACAUGUUGUGGUUCAAUUUUAUUCUUGGUUCAAAUUUCAUUUCCCAUUGUUUCAAACUCUUUAUCAUACAUUACCAUACUAAAAACAAAGGAAAAUAAAAUUAAAUCAUAACAAUCAUGUGUUGUGGUUCAGUGUUAUCCAUGGUCCUAAGAAUUUUAUUUCUCCCUUUAAUACCCUUAGCACAUUGGUUUCAGAAUCCGGGCGAUGUAGCUACACUGCAUGCACUGAGACCUCUCCUAUUUUGUUUUAUUUUUUACUCCAUGGGUAUUGAACAAAGGAAACCCUGGAUUCUGAAAAAAAGCAGGGUUGGACAUUUGGGCAUGCCCGGUCACUUGCCCAGGCAACAAAACAGUCGGGCGAAUACAAAUCAAGAAUCACUCACCCGGGUUUGGCGCGUACAGUUUUCAUACACAAUAAUAUACAAGAAAUUUUUUUAAAAUUAACACCACUUUUCACUUUCGACUUGAAAAAAAUCUUCUCCGUCCUAAUAAGCCAAAAGCUUGCCAUUCUGAAAUGUCCAUCACCCCUGGUUUGUAGUUUCUAAAACAGGUUUGUAAACAGGCAAAAUGGCCUCUGCUUCAAUGAUUGUUACAUGAAGGAUGAAAUUGAACAAAGUGAUAUCUCUGGUUAUUAAAUAUGCCGUGUCAUCCGUUGAGCCACAAAACAUGGCAAAAUGGCUCUUUCCCACCGUUUUAGUGUAUAAUUUUGACACUUUGCUUGGGGUAAAUUUGUUGCUGUUUCCUUUUUGUUUGUAAUUAUUAAGGUCUGUUUCAGGACACGGUGAGUGAAUUUCUAUGCAGUGAUCAGGAGGGGAGCUAUUUUUUUUUAUGGAGGAGACUGGGCUACUCAAAACUGAUUUGGGUGAGUGCAAUUUGAAUGUCAGUCACCCAAAUGGUGGUGAGUGCUUACAAAUUCUAGUUUCCCUCAUCCCUGACCCAAAGGGAAACCUGUAAGGUUUGAGGUUGAAGAAGUGUUAUUAAAUAUCAAUCACUUUUCUUUCAGUCAAACAUGGUGAAAUUUUAGAGUUUUCGGACAUCUGUAAAAAGUACCUUGGUAAACCUGGCGAGCUUAUUGCUGUUUUGUUUUCACUGGCUGCCAAUGCUGGAGCUUGCAUAGUCUUCUGGGUUCUAAUGAGUAAUUUCCUGUACAAUUUUGGAUACUACAUUAAUGGUAAAGAUACCUUUUUCUAAUUGUUUAUAACAUACAUGCAUUGCUAUUAGAAAUAUGUGUCACAAUUGAAUUAAAUACUGCAGCAUGAUCAGUUUUGCACACAACAUAAAAUAUUUAUUUAUUACCAAAUUCAAAAGUUAUGAUGAUCCUGACUUUGAUGAUGGCAAGAAUGAAAAUUUUGAUAAUGAUUACGAGAAUUGUGAUGAUGAUGAUGAUGAUUGCAGUAUCACAUUUGCCUCUUGUAAAUUUCUUUUUGCAUUCAUAUAGUAAACCAGUAUCCCUAAUUCACUGUGCAUAAUUUAGGUUCUUACAUAAUAAUUUGUUAUUUUUUUACAGUAGUUACAUCAGAUUGAAACAAAAAAUAAUAAUAAUUCCUGCCAACUUUAUUGCUUGUUUUACAGAGAGGCUUCAUCGUGCAUAUUCAAUUCCAGUAGGAAACUUCUCCAUGUUAAAUACAACUGUGUCACCAAACAGUGCUGCUUCACAAGGUGAUAUUGUGCUCCUUUACAUCCAUAUCGUCUGUAUAAUUUAGACAUCCUUGACUGUCGUGAUGUUAUGUCUUCCUUUUGGAGUCUGUUUUCAACAUCUAAUGGUGUUACCACAGUCUUUUUGGCAUUUAACACCUGUAAUGACAAAUGAUAAAAAUUAGAUCCAAAGAUCAAGAAAAGCCUGGAGCUCCUGGCUUUCCUGAAUUAAUUUCAUCUUUUUGACAAAAACUGGAAAGUUUUAAAAAGGAGUUAUAUUAUAACUGAGAAAAAUAAAAAGCAGAAGAAAACCAUGACUGGCUUAAGUACAUGUUCAUGUAUGAAAUGAGUGGGGAAGUUUAAAAAAAAUCUACCAAACAAGGUCUUUAAAAAAACUGGUAAGAUCAUGCUAGCUGUGAAACCCAUUUCUCAGUUCACGUGAUCACGUCAUUGGGUGGUGACGUUAAGCAACUCUGCCGUCGUCAGUCUGGAUAGGCGAGGUGUGAUCAAAACAUGGACUGAAGUGGCUGCAAGAGUGCGCCUUAACAUGCUGGCGUCCAAUCUCACCUCUCUGGUUCCUCCGCAAUUCAGCCAUUGGCUGCAAGUGGGGAAAGUUGGCACGGCAUAUAUAUAUAUUUUCUUGUGUUUUUCUUGAAUUUAGGUUGACGCCAAGGCCAGGGCCCUGGGGUUCCAUAAAAUAUCUUGACAUACCCACUGGAGAGUCAUUGGAAAUUCUGAGGGGAGGUGGGGUUUAGCGGCAAAAUAAAUGAAAGUAUGAAGCUAAAUCAGAAUUUCCAGAGGGUUGUGGGUAGGGUGGGGUUCCAACCAGUAUACCAUUCAAGCAGGUAGUAUAGAUAUUUUCUGGGUAAAAAUAUGACUGUGGUCUGAAAGUUAUAUAAUUUUGUCUGAUUUUCAGUGCUUUGUCCUGCUGGCCAUAGUUCAAACUCAACCGCAACUGAUCAGUUGGUCAGGGCCAGCACCUCAAGCUUUUUCAAGUAUUGGAGUCAACAGAAGAGUGUACCAUUCUUUUUAAUUGCCAUCCUCUUACCACUAUGCAGUGUAAAAUCUCCAACAUUCUUCACAAAGUUUAAUUCUCUAGGUGAGUAACUGACAUGAAGAGGUCUGGAAUAAUAUUAUGUAAUGUUCUGGUGACAAGAAUUCUUGCCUACUGACAGAGGUCUGUUUCCCUAGUAUCCACCCUCCGAAUACCAGGGAAAAGAGGCUUCUGCUAACAGGGGACGAGAAUUCCACGUUUUUCUGUCUAUUAGUGUAAUCCUAGCUAGGAUGCUUGGUGGUGAUGGUGUUAAGCAAAAACUCUUGAAAAAAAGCGUAUUUCAUUUUCAAAAUGACCAGACUGGCUGAGCUUUUCUGACUUUUGCUAAGCAACAGGUGACAUUCCUUUAGGCUGCUUAGCUGGCAGGAUUUGUGUGGGAGUUCUGUUUUGUUUUGGCGGCAGGGCCGUGACAAGAGUGGUUACAAGUCAAUUUGAAAUCCCUCGCACUCCGCCGCCAAGAAAGUACCCCGGGCACAAGAAUCGCACCAGCAAUGCAUGUUAUCAUUCCUUCUCUAUAUUCACUGUAAUAUUUCCUCUGUUUUGAUGCAGACACCUUGCUCAGUCACUUUGGUGAUGAUAUUCAAGAGAUUUUGCUGUAAUGCACAAUUUAAUAUUAGUAUUUAGCAAACAUUUCCAAAACUCAGAGCAAAAAUUUCAAACUAAUCCAUUAUUAUUUCGUUCAAAUGGCUCAGGCUUAAUCAGCGACGUAAACUGAGGUCAGGGUUCUUCCGAAAAUUUGAAGAGGAAAGAGGAAAAAAUCAACUACGCGGCAACCAACUUGAGAUCGAAGUACAUGUACAUGUCUUUUGCUUGACAGAACUUUCUGUAAUGUUAGGUGUUGAAAAGGGGCUACCCCGCUUUCAUUGGGGGAGUCAGAGCAAUCAGGGAAAGAAAUUUAGCCUUGAAGGUGUAUCCAAUUCCUUUAUUUACCCACAUUUAACAUCAACUUAACAGAAGAGUAAGGGAAUCAUAAUAAAGUGAAUUAUAUGAUGGUUUCUGUGAGUAGCCAGCUCCUCUGUAUCAACUAGACGGGAAUUUUAGCGCAUCGCCAGAGGUUCUGGAGAACCCUGGAGGUUCGGAUACAUAACACAAAGGUUGUUAUGUAUUCCCAGGAGGGGAGUCUGAAUACAUAAUACAACAAUAGAUAUGUACUAAACAACCUCAAUUAAACCAAUCACUAAAGAAUCUUAAUUUUUAUGUCACAAAUGAAGCUUAAGUGAUUUGAACAAAAUAUUUCAUUAAUUUGAAAUUGUUGCUCUGAGUUUUGGAAAUUGUUCGUUAAAUGUCUCUGCCAGAGCAGAUGAAAAACCUUGUUGGUAACAAUGUUAUUAUAAUCCAUUAUAAUAUUUUAUUAUUAUGACAUGGAGAAUAACAAAAGGAUUCUUCUUGUAUUUCACCACCAGGUACUUUAUCAGCAGCAUAUAUUAUAAUAUUCAGUAUUACUAAAGCCAGCAUAUGGGGAAUCCAUAUGGAGUUGAAUGGUCAAGAUCCAUGUAAGAUCAUCUUUGAAAUUUCUUAAUAAUUAAUCUUUUUUUAAAAAAGAUUUUGAAUAAUUAAAGUGUAUGUUGAAUAUCUAGCUGAUUGUUUAAAAAAAAGAACGUAGAGAAAUUUGCAGUGAAAAAGCGCUAAAAGAUGGAUGUUUGUGUCCAAAGAGGUAGAAAAUCUCACUAGCAAAGGAAAGGGAAGGAAAAAUGGAAAGAGCUAGGAGGAGGAAAGGAGGAGAAGGAAAAAAAAACAAUUGUUUUACUUUCAGGUUUCAUAUUGGCUACUUUUGAGAUGGCCAAAACAACUGAUUGACAGAAGAGGUCUAUUUGGCGGUGACAUUUUCAAAAAUCCGGCUAGAUAUAAUGAUGCAUGUAUUAAAAAUAUAAUGAUUGUAGUUACCAGUUGAUGCAUAUGCACGGCUAUCGGCAGAGUGCUCAAUAGAAGGACUAGAGCGUAGUAUAAUCAAGGUUCUCUGGAGUCAACUUGAGAUUUAGACUUGGCAUUUUUAUUACUACUUAGUUUGUUACCGCACGGCAUGUACGGCACUCCUCAGAUUAUUAAUUAUUAAUUAAUAUUAAUAUUAGUAUUAAUAUUAAUAUUAAUUAUUAGAUUAUUAAUGAUUGUAGUUAUAUAAUGUUUUAUAGUAGUAAUGAUGAAGUUUUUUCUCAGUGUUCAAGGCAAGCUUCCCUGCUCUUACUGGAAUUCUCACCCUGGCGUACUUUAUUCAUAAUUGCAUACUCUCCAUAAUGAGGAACCAAGAAAACCCCAAAAAUAAUGUGAGUAGUAAAGAGUACUUUGAAGCAGGGGGCGGGGGGGGCGAUGGUUAAGGCUGGUAAGGGGUGUGAGAGAAAAAAGUUAGUGAGUGGAGAGGGACGAGAAAGGAAAUGAUCUGGAGGACAAUUUUCUGACUUUCCUUUAUUAGUUUUGUUAUGAGGGAAAAUGGCGACUCCUUCUGACCCCCUUCUCAAAUCCAAAGAAAACAAGAUUCAUGACAAGACAAGGUGUAGUCUGAAAUGUCAGCCGGCCCUCCCCCUAGCCCCCCCCCCCACGUGCUAAGUAGUAAACAGUACUUAGAGGGGAGAAUGGGUGGGGCUUGUAAGGGGUGUGAGAGAAAAAAGUCAGUGAGUCGGGAGGGAUGGGGAAGGAAAUGAUCUGGAGAGCAAUUUUCCGAUUUUACUUUAUUAGUUUCGUUCGACUCCUUGUGACCCCUCCUCAAAACCAAACAAAACAAGAUUUAUGACAAGACAAAGUGUAGUCCAAAAUGUCAGCCGGUUCUCCCAGCCUGGGGGGGGGGGGGGUUAGGUCUCUCUCCCCCGCGCCCUCCACAGGUUAGGGGGUGGAGAACGGCUGGCAUUUCUGUAUUGGUUAUUAAUUUCAAGAUUACAAUAUUAUUGAAAUUAUUGGAAUCGGUUCGCAAAAUAUCGUAUUUGUGAGUGUUUCGCCAAUCAACUAUUUGCUGAUGCCGAGGUUAGAGACAAAUAAUCUUUGAAACACUGACAAAUCAGAGUAGUUUAUUUAUUUUACUCAUCCUUGUCAAAUAAUUGUUUAUUUUUGUUAUUGUAGCAGAUUUCACAUUUUUAACUGAAGUACUAACUUUGUACAUGUAUUUGCAUUUCUCUUGUUAGGCACGGGACCUCAGCAUAGCUUACUUCCUCGUUGCUUUCACGUAUAUCCUUGUUGGUGUGCUGUUUUUCAUUUCAUUCCCGAGAGAUAAAUCUUGUAUUCAACAGGUAAUAUUUUUAUUUCAACUAACAGAUUUGUUUGGAAUAAUGAAAAUCUUACUUAGUAGAGGAUACUAGAUAUGAAAGCCCGCAUAAAUCAUGCAGUUGAACCCCGCUUUAGGGUCACCCGCUCAACAAAGACAAGUGAUUAUGGCGGACGGAUUUCUUUGUCCCUGGGGAUAGCAUUGACAGCCUUUAGAUUUUGUCUUAAUUCAAGCCGCUCAAUACGGACACCCUUAAAUGUGUAGCGUGUUCACAGACCCUCUAAAUUCUCUUCAAAGUCCGUCGAGCGCGGGUGAUAAAACUAAACCGCAGGGGAUUUAUUGACCGCCAGAGCAAGAGGGUAGUGGUGGUGUUUUCGAAAAGAACGAAAAGGAAAAGACGUCUGUGUACAGGCUUGUAAUGUGGACAGCGGACACUUUUUCCUUGCCAAAUCAACAGAUUCUCGUACGUUGAAAAUCAACCUCGCUUAUGUUGGUGGACACUUCAUCGUCAAUUGUGUGCUGUAAUUAGUUUUUCCUUUUUGAAGGUAAGAAACUUUCAGGGAACAGAAUGUCGAAGUUCCCAGCGAAUGAUAGGAUGAAUUGUAGAGGUCAAUUUUGAACUAUUUUGAUAUCAAACGAGUUAUGCAGAGAGCGCUUUUUGUUUAAGUAAUUGGAUGGAUUAGCGAGUUUUAAGUGGACUUGGUCCGCGGAAGGUCAGCUUUGUGAAGGUUAAUAGAGGUGAGAUCAGUUUAAUAUUACAGUGUUAAUGUGCUGUUUAUUUAUUUUUUUUAGUAUUUUGUUGAAAUAAAAGGUGUGACGUACAUAACAUGACCUGCUUAAAACGGGCACCUCUUUAAUACGGAUACUUUCUAUGUCCCCGUCAAUGUGCGUAUUAUUAACGGGCUUUGACUGUAUCUCUCUCUCUUUUGAUAGGUUCUUCUUGAUAAUCUUCCUGCUCCAGAUGUGAUGACCUUUGUAGCAAGGGUAUUCCUUCUGUUUCAACUGACCACUGUCUUUCCUCUCGUUAUGUAUAUCGUACGCGUGCAGUUCAUGCUGUAUUUUUUCAACAAAAUCUAUCCAAGGUGAGUCGUUAAGAUUAGUGAGCCUGCUUGAGUAAAGGCGUUUAUGAACGACGCACGUCAAUCGGAAAUGAGGCCUUUUCCUUUUUAAUAUGCCUUGACGCUACCAAAUUUGGGAUCAUUAUUCCUUUCUGGGAAACUACCCACCUACCCCUCCCCUAAGCCAACAUUUUGCCCUAAGUGGGAAGUAAGUGUUAAUGUUGGCUUAGGGGAGGGGUAGGUGGGCAGUUUCCCAGAAAAGCAUAAUGAUUCCCAAAUUUGUAUUGCUAAGUGUCGUACUGUCUCUUAUCUUACUGUGACGAUAUGCUCGAAAAAUUGGGCAAAAGCGUAGCCCACGUACGAAUACAAAAAGUCCUCGUUGACAUGCGUAAUUACUAAACGAGCUUAGUUUGCCAAACGUUUUGCCAAUUUACUUUUAAAGUUCUAAGUGUUUGAAAACUGAAACUGUUGUUACGGUCGUCAUAACUAUGGUGUGUAAGAGUCAAUGGAAGCAGGGUCUUGGAAGGGUAUUCCCGGGAUGCGGGAUUUCACCAAAAUACAGUGCGGGAUUCAGCGAGAAACGUUUACGGGAUACAGUAUUUGACUGCUACUCGCCCAAAUUUGGGCACCAGUGGGGAUUAGGAAUGAAAACGAUAUUCACGAUAGCGCGAUGAAAGAAGUUCGGGAUGCGGAAUUCUCGUGAAAAAGGAGCGGAAAUUCGGGACGAGGAACCCCCUUUCCAGACCCUGUGGAAGACGAUUUGGAUCAUUAUGCGUUUCUGGGAAACUGCCCACCUACCCCUCCCCUAAGCCAACAUUAACAUUUACUCCUCACUUGGGGCAAAAUGUUGGCUUAAGGGAGAGGUAGGUGGGCAGUGUCCCAGAAACGUAUAAUGAUCUGAUUUUUGUCUGUUUACUAAGGUCAUGGCGUAUCCGAGGGAGUGGCCCACCCUCGGGUUGGACAAUGUACCCUUAACUCAUUGUAACAUCAUAUUAUCUUAUGUCACUGUUGUUUCCUUCAUAGCUUCCUUCAUGUGUUUUUCCUGAACCUAGUACUUAUCGGAUCUUGCGUUCUCUGUGCUGUGUUUUAUCCACAUGUUGGGAACAUUAUCAGGUAAUACAACUAGAAAGUCUUUGAGCUCUCUCGGAGCCAUGAUAGUGACUCUUAAGGAACAAAAACAGUGACGGCAACGAGAUCGUCAUUAAAGCAAGUGGACAUUGAAGUUUUGCUCAUAAAGAUUCUUCUUUUUUCGACCAUUGAAGUAUUCACUUCUGCCAAUAAUCAACGCUUUCAAGCGACAGAAUUUGUGUACCGACCCGUUUCGGAAAAGCUCGACAUCUUUCACAUUAAUCUUUCCUAAGCUUUCUUCACAAAACAUGCAUGGCGGUCUGAACAUGUUGUCGGUCACGUCGCGAUUCGUAUCCCCAGUUUCCACGGUCUCCGCCAAGAACAGGAUCAUGAGUCCCCUUUUGGCGAGCACGCACGAAAAAAAAAAAAGGAAAGAAACACUUGUAACUUUAGUCUCGCUGCUAAGCAAGCUCGUCUAAUACCUCGAACAGCUGAACUGAUCACGACAAGUUUGAAACCUUUUAGUGACGUUUUCAUUGGAAUCCGUAAGGUUGAUUCCAAGGUCCCGAGUUGUUUAGCUCCCUGGUAUUUACUUCUUGUAUUGUUUCAAACGAGAAAGUCUAAUAUUUCAAUAUAAAAAAGUCGGAACUUUACCGUAGUUAAAGGUUGAAAAUCUCACGACUGUUUAUUUUUCAGAUACGUUGGAUCGCUGAGUGGUCUUGCUUACAAUUACUCGCUCCCUUGUAUUGUCUACAUCAUGAUUCAGAAGAAAAGAGGACAGCUUUCAAUACCAAGCAUUCUGUUUCACUCUAUUAUAGUUGUAAUUGGAGUGCUCAAUUUUAUUUCGCAGUUUCUUAUAUAAUGUGAGAAGAUUACAUACGUUAUGUGGUUAUGCAUUUUGUAUUACAAUCGCCAUUUACAAGAAAAAAAUAAGGUCCCAGGCUUACUCUUGCUUUCCUGUUGUACUGUACUUUAUCAAGUAUUUAUUUACACAAACCCCGGGUUUUCAAUACUCGCUAUCGAUGAACUGGUUAUAACUUAUGAUUUAGAUAUUAGGAUAACGAUAUUUGUAGUUUAAUCUGUCGUCAAUUAUAUUUCAGACGUGAAAUUAAGGUGCUUUAGAAGCUGAUUAACAAUAAUUAUACCUUGUAUUUUUAUUCAUUCAAAAUAUUUUCCCGUUUCUUAAUGGGUUAGAUCCCAAGGCUAAUAGACUAGAAUCAGCCAGCGUUGACUAAAUUAAAAAAAUUUGUUGGAUUUUAUCAUUGCGAUUGACG
This is a messenger RNA of Porites lobata, 14365 nucleotides long. Lineage: Eukaryota; Metazoa; Cnidaria; Anthozoa; Scleractinia; Poritidae. The record is from the annotation of a GenBank genome assembly.